AAUAAAAUAAUUUGCAAGACAUGCUCAAAUGACUCUUGGUUCCAUCCGAAUGCCCAAAGUCCUAGCGUCACUUCCGGCGACGGCGAGGGCGGCGAGUUCCUCAACCGCGACGAACCGAGACCUCUAAACCGAGAUGAUCGGCGACGUAGAAAAGAUGGUCGCCGUCGGUCUCGUCUGGGGCGCCACCAACGCCCUUAUGCGGCGGGGCGCGAUCCUCUGGGAUCAAUCCCUCAAGUCGUCGGCGCCGCCGCCCGCCGGUGGCCAGCAACACCGCAAGCUCCACGGGAGAGUACUCGCCUCGCUCAAGAGCUGGCUCGGCCUCAUCUUGAUUUGGCAGUACUCGGUCCCUUUCUUGAUCAACCUCUCGGCCUCCGCCACUUUCUUCGCCAUCCUGAGCCACGCGCCGAUCUCUCUCGCCGUGCCCGUAACCAACGCGACGACGUUUGCGGCCACCGCCGUCGUCGGGGCAGCCCUCGGCGAAGAGACCCGCUUGGGUCACGCGGUUCUGGGUACGGGUGUUAUUGUUCUUGGUGUCUGGCUUUGUAUCUUGUGAAUGUCUGGCUUUCCAUCUCAAGAAAUAUGAUGCAGCUCUUAUUUUUCGCUUAUCAGAUCCCAUUUUGCGGCCUUUGUUUGUAUUUAUGCUCUGUUUCAGCUCAAUUGAACCAUUUUAAUUUUCUUUCUCUUU
Rhodamnia argentea is the source of this 685-nucleotide messenger RNA. Its product is annotated as transmembrane protein 234 homolog. The record is from RefSeq and is a predicted model, not a curated record. The coding region runs from base 134 to 553 and encodes 139 amino acids. Lineage: Eukaryota; Viridiplantae; Streptophyta; Magnoliopsida; Myrtales; Myrtaceae. The transcript has a single exon.